Molecule: messenger RNA, 1131 nt
Organism: Aspergillus pseudonomiae
Lineage: Eukaryota; Fungi; Ascomycota; Eurotiomycetes; Eurotiales; Aspergillaceae
Exons: 7
Coding region: 1-1131 (376 amino acids)
Molecular function (GO): metallopeptidase activity
Source: RefSeq, a predicted model, not a curated record
AUGCUUCAAAUCUCGCUUUUUGCUUUGUUUGCGUCCUUAUGCCUCGCAACUCACAAGGUGCCAAGUCCCAGAAACAUAACCGACAUUGAAAAUGCAUAUCAAGGCAUCUACUGGAAGACCGCUCUCACUGAAUGUGGUGGUAAACGCUUUGAUAUAUUGGUUGAGUCUACUCGGAUGAUGCUAGAGUUGACCAAGAGAACUACCAAGCCCAUGGACACGCCAGGAUGGCAGCGUUUCUUCGUCGCAGAUCCCGCGGGAGCGGAAGGGUGGGCUUCCGAGAAGCAUCGGGCUGACUACCUCCAAGUUCAUAACGUCAUGACUCAAGUCAAUAUGUUCCCUCGCCUAGGCAAGGUCGGCAAAGAUAAUAAGAAGCGGGACAAUCAGGUUACCUAUCGCUGCCCGUCUGGGUUCAAUUCUCGUUGCUAUACCGAACCGGGACUGGUAACGUUCAAUGCAAGAAAUAGGCACAGAUGGGAAAUACACUUCUGUAAUGAUUUCUUUCGCCAGAAGUACCUGAAUGAUAUAACAAAUGGCGAGAAGAGGUCUGCUAAAAGCUUACCUGACCUGGUUAGCUACGAGUACACGCUGGCCCAUGAAUGGACUCACAUAGAUCUUCUUGGGUCAUCGUUCCAUGGUCAACCGUUCUUGCAUGGUACCGGGGGAGUCUCCCAAGCGUCGGCGUUAACGGAUAACUACGCCUGGUUCUGGACCAACAAUUGGUUCAACGAAAAGUGGGAUUGGAAGGAUAACGGAUUGGAUCCCCGAUGGGGCCCUGACAACUCGAACGCCCCUGGUGGCCCCCAAUACGUGUCCGAGCCUGGGUCUGGAUUCUUAAUGCCGAACGAGACCCAACCCAAUGAACAGAAAAAUUGCCAUGCCGGCAAUGAUCCCUGCGAGGUGUUCUGUGACUAUCUUGGAGAGCCCUAUAGCGAGUGGCUCAAGGAUCGCGGGAAACCCUUCACUUCUGAGGGUGGUUGUGAGCUGACGAAGCAAUGUUGGCACUCAGUGAGUGAAUAUGCGAUUGAUCCGGCUUGCGACUGUAAAUGUGACGGUGAAAAACUCCACUGUCUGAUCCCAAGUGUGCUGGGUUCCGGGGAGGUCCUCCUGGAAGUCAUCCACAUGCUUAGUUGA